AUGGAAAAAGAACCAACUUACCCAUCGCUUCGACAGUCUAUAAUCGUUACGAUCAGCCUUUGCCUCACCCUAUUCUGUGUGUCAUUAGACGAAACGGUGCUCGCUACUGCUAUACCAAAAAUCACUAACCAAUUUCAUUCUUUAAACGAUGUCGGGUGGUACGGAAGUUCGUAUCUCUUCGUGUUCACGGCGGCUCAGAUGCCGUGGGGGAAAUUGUACACGAUGUACCCGGCGAAGUGGGUUUUUCUCAUAGGAGUGGCGAUAUUCGAGAUCGGAUCCCUCAUUUGCGGAAUAGCUCCCACGUCGGGCGCUCUGAUCGCGGGCCGUAGCAUCUCAGGAUUGGGGGCCGGUAGCAUCAAUGCCGGUGCUAUUGUGAUUGUCACCAAUACCAUUCCUCUGCGGAAACGGCCUAUUUAUAUAGGAUGUCUGGGCUGUGUGCAUGGGGUGGUCAGCGUCUUAGGACCCUUGAUCGGUGGCUUGCUGACGGACCAUGCCUCGUGGCGGUGGUGUUUCUAUAUCAACCUCCCUAUAGGCGCGAUCACCUUCCUUGUGGUAAUCUUUUUUCUGUCUACUGAGGAACCGCCGUCUGGAUAUCUCAGCUGGCGGGAGAAAUUGCAGACUAUGGAUCUGCUGGGACUGUUGUUCCUUGUUCCUGCGAUUCUCACGCUUUUGCUGGCUCUCGAAUGGGGGGGUUCGCAUUACGCCUGGAACAGUUGGAGGGUUAUCAUGCUCUUUGUCCUGUCCGGGUUAUUGCUGGUCAUCUUUAUGGGUGUUCAAAUCCGUGCUCAAGAUAAAGCCACGCUCCCCCCUCGCCUGGUUUGCAAUCGGAACAUGCUGGGUGUUCUCUGGUACGCGGCCUUCAACUGUGCGGCGCUAUUCGUCUUCAUCUAUUAUCUACCCAUUUGGUUCCAAGCUAUCAAGGGAUUCUCCGCAUCAAAGUCCGGUAUCGCAACCUUACCUCUCCAGUUAGGGCUGGUCAUCGCCUCCUUGGCUGGGGGCAUCCUCGUCUCCCUGGUCGGGUACUAUACUCCCUUCCUGAUUGUGUCCUCGGCGAUGUCGGCAGUUGGAGCCGGCCUACUAAGUAUGCUACAUCCAUCAUCCAGCCUAGCUCAGAUUCUGGGGUUCCAGAUAGUGCUGAGUGUCGGCCUCGGCCUGGGAGCCCAGAAUAUAAUGAUCAUACCAGCGGUGAUUUUCUCAUCCACCGAUGUAGUGAUGGCCAUUGCGACCAUUUGCUUCGUGCAAACACUGGCCAGCUCGGUCGCGGUAACCAUCGGACAGAGCGUCUUUCACAACCGUCUCCUGGAGAAUCUGCGUGUCAGCGCCCCGUCCGCCGACCGCUCCCUCGUUGAAGAGGGCGCGACGCUGCUCCGAGAGAACAUUGCGCCUGAUCUUCUCCCGUCGGUCUUGGGGGCAUACAGCCGAGCGGUCUCUCAGACCUUUUAUGCUGGCGUGGCUAUGUGCGCCCUGUCUUUUUUUGGCUCUCUCGUCCUGCAAUGGAAGCGAGUCCCUGAUCAGAAGCCGGAGGAGGAAACGAGCGAUACCGUUCCCCUGAAGCCUGUCCCUGGAGGCGAGGAAGGAAAAUAA
Aspergillus campestris IBT 28561 is the source of this 1584-nucleotide messenger RNA. Its product is annotated as MDR family MFS transporter. Gene Ontology annotation, biological process: transmembrane transport. The record is from RefSeq and is a predicted model, not a curated record. NCBI's taxonomy places the organism in Eukaryota, Fungi, Ascomycota, Eurotiomycetes, Eurotiales, Aspergillaceae. Gene Ontology annotation, molecular function: transmembrane transporter activity. The transcript has 4 exons. The coding region runs from base 1 to 1584 and encodes 527 amino acids.